AUGGCCAGACGAGGUGACAGGAUCUCAAGAUGGACGACAGAUGGGUGCACAACAAGGCCAACACCGCCUACAUUUCGCGACGGAAGCUUCUCUCCACGAAUUCGUCAUUCGACUAGUGUACCGUCAUUCAUCUGUCGUACGUCGCUCGCACUUGGUCUCCUGCAGUGCAAUCACGUGAAAUUUGAUACGCUCUGCAGCUCUGAGAAGGGAAUGCACGUCAGCGUCUGUGGACACUGUUCUCGCGUUGCAGGUACACAGUCUCCAUGGCGAGUCGUGCUUGGUCCAGAAUCGAAGACAUCCUGA
This is a messenger RNA of Necator americanus (New World hookworm), 303 nucleotides long. RefSeq lists its product as uncharacterized. NCBI's taxonomy places the organism in Eukaryota, Metazoa, Nematoda, Chromadorea, Rhabditida, Ancylostomatidae. The transcript has a single exon. The record is from RefSeq and is a predicted model, not a curated record. The coding region runs from base 1 to 303 and encodes 100 amino acids.